CAGAGACGCUCCUACAGGAAGUAGUUUGUUAUUCUGCAGAGGCUCCACCCACUCAUUCUCUGGGUGAGGGGACGGACUUUGUUUAUGCAACAGAUCCAGACCUGUCCCACUUCUGCAGAGUCCCAGGCCGAGAGGUGUUCACAGUAACCAGGAUGAUGAAGUUGAUGGAGGAUGAGGUGUUCCGGGCCUUCAGCACCUAUGCUGCCGUGGUCGUUGUGAAGAUGAUGCUGAUGUCUCCAAUGACCGCUUUCUUCCGCUUCACCAGAGGAGCGUUUGCUAAUGAGGAAGACGUGGCCAGAAAAUCCCCGGAGGAGAGGAAGAAGCUGCUGAGAACGGAUCCUGAUGUGGAGAGAGUUCGGAGGUGUCAUCUGAAUGACCUGGAGAACAUCGUUCCCUUCGUGGUUCUGGGUCUGCUGUACUCUCUAAGCGGUCCCGAGCUCUCCUCUGCUCUGCUGCACUUCCGGCUGUUUGUGGGUUCGAGGAUCUUUCACACCUUGUCCUACGUGGGUUCGCUUCCUCAGCCCUGCAGAGCUCUGGGCUUCAUGGUUGGUCUGCUCACCAACGUGUCCAUGGCCUACAGGCUGCUCAGCUCCGUCAUGGUCCUGUGAGACCUGUACCUUCAGUCCCGACCUACAGAUAUCUGCAGGUGUGUCUGUGUUGCAGGUGUGUCUGUGUUGCAGGUGUGUCUGUGCUGCAGGUAUGUCAGUGGUGCAGGUGUGUCUGUGCUGCAGGUGUGAAUGUGUUGCAGGUGUGUCUGUGCUGCAGGUGUGUCUGUGCUGCAGGUGUGUCUGUGCUGCAGGUGCUGUUGCAUGAAAUAUCUCACAGUUUUAAAUAAAGGGGUUAAAUCCA
Notolabrus celidotus (New Zealand spotty) is the source of this 849-nucleotide messenger RNA. RefSeq names its product microsomal glutathione S-transferase 1-like. The coding region runs from base 153 to 608 and encodes 151 amino acids. The record is from RefSeq and is a predicted model, not a curated record. Gene Ontology annotation, cellular component: mitochondrion; membrane. Gene Ontology annotation, molecular function: glutathione transferase activity. NCBI's taxonomy places the organism in Eukaryota, Metazoa, Chordata, Actinopteri, Labriformes, Labridae. The transcript has 4 exons.